This is a messenger RNA of Oncorhynchus mykiss (rainbow trout), 6029 nucleotides long. RefSeq names its product leucine-rich repeats and IQ motif containing 1 (gene lrriq1). The record is from RefSeq and is a predicted model, not a curated record. Lineage: Eukaryota; Metazoa; Chordata; Actinopteri; Salmoniformes; Salmonidae. Gene Ontology annotation, molecular function: protein binding.
AGUUUCCAUAGCGACCACAGUUCCAUUUAGACGCGGAUGGAAUGAUUUGACGUUCAUGGUUAGAAAACGGGUUAGCAAAGUAUACAAAACACAGACAAACACAGCUGCUAGGUAGACCAUGGAUGUCAGUCAAGAAGACCUGAGCAAACUGAGCAUCAACAACUCCUCUGAGGAUAUUGAAUUAGAUCAUUCUUAUCAGGAAGAUUUUUACUCAUCUGCUGAUGAAGAUCAUGCCGAUGAAGAUGAUGUUUCAGAUAAAAUCCCAGAAUCAAUGCUCAAAUAUUUUCAAGCCUCCGAGAACAGAGCAAGUCAGUUUGAAAAGCUCAUCCUUGAGGACAAUGAAGAUGAUGAUUCCAGAGCGGCUGAAGUGUAUUCCAUCAUUUCAAGUCGUUCUGAAGACCUUUUAAUGGAACUGGCCUCUGACUUAGGCCUACACGAGGACCCAGUGAAGUUAAAAGAACAAGUCAUGUUAGAGAUGGAGGAUGAGAAGUUGAACACUAUCCCCAACAAGGCCUGCCCUCACACUGUAUCCGACAGUGACAUUACAGACAGAGUGCCACACAACAGUGAGGAUGAUAUUGAAUGUGAUGCAUAUUUAAGGUCUGAAAAGCAACUCAGUUUGGAACUGAAAACUUUGGAGCGUAAGUUGAAAGAGGAGGAUGAGAGGAGAAUUGUGGAAUACGAGGUGGAGCGAAAGAAGGAGCAGAAUGAGCAGAGAGAAAAGGAGGAGGGGAGGAAACGCAGACAGAGAGACUUUGAGGAGGAGCUGAGGCAGAUAGAAGAGGACAAUAGGCAUCGCCCUACAGGCAUGGAGGAGAUGAGAGAAAGAGAGGCAGAAGAGAAGCUUCAACAAGAGUUUUUCAAACAGCAGGAGCUGAUCAGCAGCCUCCAGAGACAGAUGGAGGAGGAGAGGAGGGCCUUUGAGAAGGUGCAGGAGGAAAAGAGGAGGAAGACCCACCAGUCUCGAUGCAGGGCGGCCAUCACUAUCCAGGCUGCCCUCAGAGGCGUCCUGGCACGCCGGUGGACCAGGGCUGAGCUCCACCGCAGAAGAGAGGAACAAAGAAGGUCUGAGGAGGAGAGGAACAGGAGGGAGGAGAGGUGGAGGAGGGAACAGGAGGAGCAGCGGCUGAAGCAGGAAAAGGAAAACAGAAGGAGAGAGUUGGAGGAGCAAGCGCUGAAGAGGAGGAGCUUAGAGUAUGAGAGAGCCAAAGAAGAGGAUCGAGUCCGUAUGGAGAGAGAGAGACAGGAUGAGGAGGACAGAAGAAAGAGGGAGGAUCAGGAGAACAGAAAGGAGGGAGAGAGAAGAAAAGGGGAGAAGAAGAGAAAGAAGCAUGAAGAAGAGGAGAAGAGAAAGAAAGAAGAGGAGAAGAGAAGGAAAGAAGAGGAGAAGAGAAAGAAGGAGGAGAGGAGAGAGAAGGAGGAGCAGAUUAGGGAGGAGAAAGACAAGCAAGAAAGGGAGGAGGAGCGGAGAAAAAGACAGGAGGAUGAGGAGGAAAAGGAGAAUGAAAGGAAAAGCAAGGAGGAGGAAGAGAUUAGGAUGGAAUCAGAUGAGAGGAAACCAAAGAGCCUGCAAAAGCUGGGGACAGGAAUAGUGAAGGAGGAAAGUCAAAACCCGAGUGAGGAAAAAGCCAGAGAGGAGAAAUCAUCCGCCACUGAAUGUUCCCCCACUGCCAGCUCUCCCCCCAUUGACCCCAGCACCUCAGCCCCUCAGUCUGCCUUUGAGCGUAUGAGUGUAUCUCUACCAGAGCAGACGGAGCAGAGGAGACUGGCCUGGAUGAGGGACUGCACUUCCUGGUCCAAACUCUCCCUGCAGAAUAAGAGGAAGCAGCAGCAGGGGGUCAGGACCCAGAGGAGGAGGGGGGCGAGGAGGGCCGCUGAGGGGAGCGGUUUACCCCUCCUCUGCCCAGAAACACUCCUUCAGUCUGGGGCCUGGAACUCCCCUCAGGAGGUGACCACAGUUGUUCUGGAGGAUCUCCCUGGCUGUAGCCUCUCUACUUUGUCCCAAUGCCCCAGACUGCAGACCCUCACCAUGAGACGCUGUGGCCUUAAAUCCCUGGAGGGCCUCAGUCAAUGCACAGAGCUUCGCUACAUCGAUGUACAGGACAACUCAAUCACGUUUGUGGACUGUGAGAAUCUGGCUAACCUCCAAGUUCUUCGACUUGGCCGGAACCGUCUGACAUCCAUCCAUGGUCUGGCUGGUGCUGUGGAUCUGGACGUUCUGGAGCUCUCGCACAACUCCAUCACCCGCAUCGGUGGUCUGGAGCCAUUGAAGAGGCUGCAGAAGUUAUUGUUGGACCACAACCAGCUGAUCAGUACUAGAGGACUGAGAGAGGUGUACACGCUGCUACACCUGGACUUGUCUCACAACCAUCUGUCCAGUGUAGAGGGCCUGGACAACUGUGCUCUGCUCAACACCCUGGACCUGACGGGAAACAAUCUCAUUGAGCUACCCAGUCUGAGGAACCAAGUCCUCCUGGUGGAGCUCCAUCUGGAGGACAACAGCAUCUCCUCACUGGAGGGCCUGACAGCCUGCUGGCUCCCCCUGAUGCAGCUCCUCUCUGGGGCCCAAAACAGUAUAACACAACUGCCAUCACUGUGUCAUUUUGUGUCACUGGAGAAGCUGGACAUCAGAGACAACUGCCUCUUAGAGCUGCAGAACCUGUGUGAGAGUCUGCAGGGAUGUCCACUCCUCCGAGAGGUCCAUCUCACUGGGAAUCCCCUUCAGCAAGAGUCCAUGUGGAGGUCCAGUCUGCAGAGGGCUGUGCCGGGUCUACAGGCCAUAGACGGGCAGCCUGUCGGCUCCUCUCCAGCGCUCCCUGGCCCUGGUCUAGUCACGGCCCUGCUGCCUCAGAACAGCUUUCUAGCCUUCUGUCAGGCACAGCUCCAGCAGCUCCACACACUGCAGCACAGCCACACGGCACAACUCAGCGGUGCUCUCCCUCCCCUGGAUGCUCUGAGGCUCUCCCUCCAGCUCCAUGAUGAAGCUGUACAGCUGGCUGAGGAGCACAGAUACGCUCACGAAUAUGGAGACACCAGCAUCACCGACAAACAAGAUGACAGUCACAGGAGUGACACCGCCAGGGUUAGCAGGAUCCCUGCCGAAAAGUUCGAUGUAGAGGGUAUGGACAGACAUGGUGGUGUCAUGAACAGGAAGCAACCUGAAAAUAAGUCCUUUGGAAGUGGAAACACAAACACCUGGCCACAUGUGGUUCCCCUCAUCAGCCCAGCCAAUGACAACAGUGAAAAGCAGCCUCACCCCCCAGCAUACAGAUCAUUCAGCAGUCUAGGGACUGUGUCCACUAGGCCCGAGUUGAAGCCAGCAACGCCAGCUAGUUACACAAGUUCCAGCUCUACCUUCUCCGAGGAAAAAACGUCCCAUGCCACUGCCAAGCCCAGCAGUUCACCCUUCCCCAAAGAUCACAUCAAGCUGGACCUCAAAAACAUGGCAGCUGUGGUGAUCCAGUGCCACUGGAGAGGACACAGAGGACGUCAGAGGAUCCAGCUGCGUCCACCUCCAGGAGAGGAGCAAGGAGGAAGAAGAGGAAGAGAGAGGGGAAGAGUAGACACAGGACCCAGCCAUACUGGGUCAGAGCAGAGCCGUCUGGAACCAGAUUACGCUGCCACUGCCAUCCAGGCGGUUUGGAGAGGCUUCACCCUGAGGAGGAGGCUGGCUGCUGCUCUGGCCCAGGCUCGGGGCUUCAACCCCGGGGAUCACGAGGCCUUCGAGGAGGUGAACGUGGAUGAAUUUGUCUUUGAUGAGAUGGCACUAGAGAGAGACUGGAUGAUGACUUCGCUGCUGUCUGACGAUUCACCUCCCAAAACCCUCCUUCAUCCUCCUCCGUUCCCAGACCAGCUGCUUGGUCCAAAGCGUCCUCUGAAUCUUCCAAAUGCCAACCAGCAGACCAGCCCACCUGUUCUUCUGUGGAAGCCCAAGCAGGCCUGGAUGGGUGGGGAGAGAGCAGAGCCUGCUGAGCAUAGAGUUUCCCUUGACAGCAUCAGCAGAACUAAAUCUCCUGUCUCUGCGUCAGGGCUCAGUGGUCUUUCUGAGAGAUCUCCUGCUUCUGUGUCAGGGCUCAGUGGUCUUUCUGAGAGAUCUCCUGCUUCUGUGUCAGGGCUCGGUGGUCUUUCUGAGAGAUCUCCUGCUUCUGUGUCAGGGCUCAGUGGUCUUUCUGAGAGAUCAGAGAAGAUUCUGGAGGAGUGGGGGUUCAGAGACAGCCACACUGCUCUGAUGAUGCUGAAGAGAGCUCAGAAGAUGAAGUCUAAGAAGCAGAGGCAGAGAAAACUAUUGGACCCAACUGUACGCCUGGCCCUUUUCAGGAACCAUAGCAACCAGCAUGCCCCUAUGGAAGCACCAAAGAAGCCCUCUCCAGAGAGGAGAGACUACAUUAAAGCUCACCAGGCAGAACUAGCCCUGGAGGGAACAGGCAGAUUGGACCAAACACGGUUAAACCAGCAAGCACCAGGGAGGGUGGACCAAAUGCUGUUGAACCAGGACGCAACAGAGAGAGUGGACCAAACACUGGUGAACCAGGAACGCACUUACCAGUGGCUCCACACCCAGCCUGUGCACUCUGACAGCAGACGCCCUGAGAGUGAUGGUUUCCUCCCAGAGAUUGACCCAGACAUACUGAAAGGAGGCAGAGUGCAGCUCGUGGCUGUAGCAGGGUACAGAGAAGGUCCAGACCAGGCCCCAAUGUCGCGGGCCAGCGGAACGUCCAACUCCCCGCCUCACAAAGAACACAAUGAAGCUCAGAGAAACUUUUUGGGGCAACUAAACAAAGAAGCACCUUCUCCCCAAAGAGUGACCUCUGCCUCAUCUAAAAAGGAGCGCAUGUCUUUCCGGGAUAACCCUGUCCAGAUGAGUGGUGGCUGGGGAGGGGGCAAAAAAAGGGACAAACUGCACAAGUAACAAGACAUUUGUUAAUUACCAAGAAACUGGUUUAGCUUUAUUCACCGUAUGUCCAAAACAGUAAGCAUGACAACCAUUAUUCUGUUCACAGUAACGUUUUGACAGCCCCAUACAGUAUGUGCAUUAUGUUGACAUUUCAUUCAUUCUGCAACGUUUAACUUUUCUCCCCUCAAAAGUUUUGAUUGUCAUUAAUCUCCUAUACUAAAAUGUCUUGCAGCUGCCUUUUCGCUCUCAGAUCUGGCUUGGCCUCCGUGGGUCUUCUGAAAAUUAAUUAAAAGCAAUGGGAGAAGCCCAGCCCAAAUAUCUGCAGGCGUUUUCAUGCUGGUCAUUAUGCAUGGAUAUCGCUGCCUUAAUGCGACCUCAGCCAACACCGGAACGCAUGGAGCAAAGUCCCAAACGCUCAACAAAUCACACGCUUAAUAUGCAGACAAUGGUUCGAAAUAAGAAACAGAACAUUUCUAUUCUAAUUGUUAGGAUGUUUGUAUUUUGAUUUCAUUUAGAUUUAUUUUACAAGAUUUCCAGACCAGUCUCUGCUACUGUGGUAUAGUAGCCUUUGGUAAAUGAAAAUAUAGAAUUUAGAAUUGGGUCCCGUGUGUCUGAGUUGGUAGAGCAUGGCACUUGCAACACCAGGGUUGUGGGUUUGAUUCCCAUGGAGGACCAAUAUGAAAAGAAAGUAUGAAAAUGUAUAAAGUCGCUCUGGAUAAGAGCAGCUACUAAAAUGUACGUGUAGAAGGUGUCUUAUCUUAGAUGUUGCAUGUCUAAGAAAAAAUAUGAUUUUUUAAUGCUACUUAUUUCUUGCUGAAGUUGAUGAAGUGGCCCUUUUACUCAGCUGUUAAUAAUCAAGGUAAAUACAUUUGAGAUUCUAAAAUAAUGAUUAAAUUCAAGUUUCUUUUUUGAUUUUACUAUCAUAUACACUGAGUGUUCAAAACAUUAGGAACAACUGACAUAGGUGAAUACAGGUGAAGGCUUUGAUCCCUUAUUGAUGUCACUUGUUAAAUCCACUUCAAUCAGUAUAUAUGAAAGGGAGGAGAAUACUUUUUUAAGCCUUGAGACAAUUGAGACAUGGAUUUUGCAUGUGUGACAUUCAGAGGGUGAAUGGGCAGGACAAAAGAUUGAAGUA